Molecule: messenger RNA, 5036 nt
Organism: Patiria miniata (bat star)
Lineage: Eukaryota; Metazoa; Echinodermata; Asteroidea; Valvatida; Asterinidae
Product: vacuolar protein sorting-associated protein 13C-like
Exons: 36
Coding region: 420-5036 (1538 amino acids)
Biological process (GO): protein retention in Golgi apparatus; protein targeting to vacuole
Cellular component (GO): extrinsic component of membrane
Source: RefSeq, a predicted model, not a curated record
CAUAUUGAAGUAAACAUUGGUCUUCGAAACGCAAGUUUAAAAAACAAAAAUGUGUUAUUUUGUUUACAGAUUUCAUUUCAUUAAAUAGUUACAAAUGUUUCUAGCCUUAUUUCUGGAGUCAUUUUGUGAAACGUAAUGUUUUCAUUUAGUGAUUCAUAAUUGAACACCCCUUCAAACAAGUGUUGUGAUCUUGUGACCUAGUUUCUCAUAUUGACAGAAUUUUCUCCGUCUGGGGCGUGCAUGAGAUUUUUUGACAGCUCAUAUUUGCUUAUUUCGUCCCGGCAUAUGUCUCAGCUUUUGCCCAGAAAUAUGCUGUGAGGUACAGUUCACUUCAUGGGCGGCUGAUGGGUGUCGCAUCAGAGUAAGAACAGUUGAAGUACCGUCGUAUGUUUCCCGCUUUGUCAGACUAAGUGAUCAUCAUGGUGCUAGAGUCCAUCAUUGCCAGUCUGCUGAACAAGUAUCUCGGCAAAUAUGUGCAGAACUUGGACAGCGAAAACCUCAACCUGGGCAUCUUCAGUGGCAGCUUGGAGCUGACCGAUCUGGAGCUCAAGCCAGAGGCUCUGUAUGAGCUUAACCUUCCUAUCGAGGUCAAGGCAGGAUACAUAGGGAGGAUUAUCGCUGACAUCCAAUGGACAUCGUUAUUCUCUCAACCUCUGGCCGUCAAUAUUGAAGACGUCUUGAUCCUAGCUGGGCCCGUCUAUGACAGACCCUACGAUGAAGCCCGGGAGAGACAACUACAGAAUGCCGUCAAGAGAAAGCUACUAGAUGACUUGGAUGCAGCCAACAAGAAACACAAAAACAAAAGCAAGGAAGAAGAAGCAGAAGAUUUGACAUUCACCGAGAAAUUGACAGCGAACAUCAUUAACAACAUCCAGUUCCAUGUCAGGAAUGUACAUGUCCGAUAUGAGGACUCCACAACCAGACCUGAUGAGCCGUUCGCCUUCGGCUUCACACUCCAACGCCUCUAUGCAGAGACAGCAGACGAAACGUGGCAUGCGGCUUCUGUGGAUGCUGGUGCUACUUUUAUGCGCAAGCUUGCAGAGAUGAAUGAGUUAGCUGUAUAUUGGAACCCGGACUGCCAGCAGUUGAUGGGCCAGCAUCUGACCUCUAACGCAUGGAGAGAAAUGAUGAGGAACUCAGUCACUAGCCACAAGAUCAAUGGAGAGAGUUUGCAGUUUGUGAUUGAUCCCGUAACCACCGCUGCCCGUCUUGCCCUCGACAAGGCCACGGCUCCCCAGUACCUGACCCCCAUGCUCAUGGUGGAUAUCUUGACGGAGACGGUUGCCAUGACGAUCUCUCGCCAGCAAUACCUGAACAUCUUAGAUCUGAUUGAAGGCAUGAAGCUGAUGGAGGUCAAUCAGAGGUAUCGCAAAUACCGCCCCGCGGUCAGGUCGGCUGGACAUGCUAAAGAAUGGUGGAAGUAUGCCUACAACUGCAUCGUUGAGGAACACAUACGGCCGUGGUCUGCCAAACGACUGGACAAGCACACCCAGCUGUACAAGGAGUACAUGGACAAAUACCGAGAGAAACUCAGACUGCGCGAGAAUAAAGAGGACUCCGUACAGGUGGACAAAGAGCUUGCCUCAUUGGAAGACAACCUGGAUGUAACAAGCAUCGUGAUUGGACGAGAGAAGGUCAAAGUUCAAUUUGCCAAAGGGGCUCCUGAACGGGAGAGGAUACGCAGGGAGAAGAAAGAAUCUGAGAAGAGUUGGAUCUGGGGCUGGCUAGGAUGGGAUUCAGACUCCGAGGAGGACACCGAGGAGGACAUGGAUGAAGAUGGUAUAUGGUCUCAGCUGACUGAGGAGGAGCAAGAACGAGUCAUUAAAGGUAUCGGCUUAGACACGAAGGCUGUGGAGCAUGCCAGCGAUCUUCCCCCUGAGUAUAUCCAAACCAAACUCAGCUUUGCGUUGAAUACCUGCAAUGUGGUCCUGAAGAACAGUGGGAUAACAAUCUUGCAGUCAUCGCUUCAUAACGUCCAGGCAGGGUUCAUGCACAGACCUGGCUCCCAGGGAUUCCAGGUACUGAUGAGCACUGAUUCCGUCCUUGUGGAGGGUUGCUCUCCCCAACAUGACCAACUCGUAGCCAUUCUGACCUCCGAGAAGGCUCGCUCGGACUCCAUCAGUCAGAUCUUCAGCCUGGACUUUGAGACAAACCCGCAGAGGAUUGCCGCAGACACGUCGUUAGCUGUGACCACAGAGCCUGUAGAUAUCACAUAUCAUGAGCACACUGUUUCUGAGCUGAUCGCAUUCCUGACCGUGCCUAACCUUGAUGUGGAGGCCUUGAAAACAGCAGCAGCUACACAGCUACAAGAACUAGCCAAGGCUGGUAAACAGGGAUUGCUACACGCCAUAGAGAACCACAAGACCAUACAGAUUGAUGUUGACAUGAAGUCACCUAACAUCAUCAUACCUGAGUUUGGUUCCUUGGAUAAAGGCGGUCAUCUGCUGGUGAUUGACCUAGGUAGCCUGAGAGUCAAUAGUGAUCUGCAGAGUAGCCUGGCAGACAGGAUGAAUGUCGCUCCUGGGGAUGCUACACCGACGGAGAUUGAAGCUCGUUUGUAUGACAAGUUUGUGGUGCGAUUGGAUGACAUUCAGGUGCUGCUGGUCCAUUCAGGUGAUGACUGGCACGAGGCGAUCACUCAGAAGGAGUCUGAUUACCACCUCAUCCCUAGCAUGGGACUGCAGCUGAAUGUCUUCAACAGCGUGAAACCAGACUAUAAAGCUCUUCCUCAGCAAAAAAUAGAGGCUGUCCUCCCCUCCUUGAAGCUGAAAGUAUCUGACAAGAAGCUGAACACAAUUCUAAAGUUUGCCCAUAAUUUGCCCCUACCUAGCAGCAGAGUGACUGAGACAGGACCGCCAAGGGGAGUCAUCUUGGCAAUGGAUCCAAGACACAUAAAGAGAGAAACCACAUUCUUUGCCCUGAGGAGGAUUAAGAGAGCUGCACGUCGAAAGAGCGGUAGAGGUGUCGCUAGGAUGAAACGAGAUGAAAUGGACUCGGGACCUCCCGCUGAAACUCUAGGAGCAGAUGGGGAUGACUCAAGCUCACCUGAUAGUGAUGAUUUUUACUCCGCUUCCGAUCAUUCCGACACCACCCUACAGCAGUGGGCGGCCGAGAGCCCUGUACCCAGCUUUGAUGACAAUGACUCUCAUUCCAAUAGAACCAGCAUACUCAUCAGAUUCGCAAUCAGAGAGAUGGUCCUAUCAGUCUCCAAAACCCAGAACCCUCCGCCCUCCUCAAUCCCACCCGCUGCAUCUUCCCCUGAUACACCGGACACCAGUGAUACCGAGUACCUGUCGCUGCGUAUUGACUCCAUGUGCAUUGACGUUGCCAUCAGUACCUAUGGUCUGGCUGUCCAGCUGGGUCUGAAAGGCGUCCGGAUCAUUGAUAAAUUCCACAUGGGUCAUGAUGGGAUGUAUCUACAUCUACUCAGCUCAGCUUCCAAAUCUGAUCUGGUGUCUGUUCUCUACAGAAAGGUGGAUAUAGCUUGCCCGGAUUUUGUGGCCUAUUACAAUGCCAUGGAGCAGGCUGCGGUGGCUAAAGUGACUGCACUGAAUGUAGUAUUCCAUAGAACCGCUGCACUGGUUCUCAAAGAUUUCUUGCAAGAAUUAAUGGACAGUUUCAAGAACUCAGGUCUUGGUGAAGCAGCAUCCACCCAGCUAGAUGGAACUACCACUGAGUCAUCGCCCAGUGCUCCUACUGAACCCAAAUCCACCCAAGAAAUUCCAGACAAACCACCGCCGACCACCUCACCUACAGAUCAAGGUCCCAAACCCACUGAGCCACGAAGCACCACCAAGUUCUUUGCCCUGGCCAAGCUGGACUACCUGUGUCUGUCCCUCUGUGAUGUGAGUGACUUCUUAGCGAAUAUCUUCAUCCGAGAUCUGGAAGUAUCUGCCAGUGAUAGAGCUAGCAGAACAACCCUGAGAGCAAGGUUGAGAGAUUUCUCCAUCGAAGACCCUGUCGACAACAGCGUGUACUCCAAGAUCUUAUGCCUGCAGGACCAGACAGCAUUUGAUGUCAAGUUUGGAAUCUUCAAGAAGCUUUCGGUUACCAGACCCAAAGCCCCACCCAAAGCUGCCAGCAGCUUCUCCGAGUCUGACGGAGUCACGUCCUCGCCAACGGGUCCGUCUACCAGACCGGUUCCGGCACCAGACCCAGUGCACAUUGACUACAGUCUGAGGUUCCGAGGGGGUAGAAUCCAGGCAGUGCUUAUGGGGCAGUUCAUCAAGAAUGUCACUACUUUCUUUCAACCAUUUAUCAAGCAAGAGGAGAUCAUGCAAGCCAGUGAAAGCUCCAGAGUAGCUGUCCAGAAAAAGAUGAAAGACCUAAGUGAUGAAGGGAUCAAGAUCAGUUGGUACGUCAACAUCCGUGCUCCAGUGCUCUUCAUCCCCCAGUCACCUCAAUCAACCAGCUGCCUGGUAGCUCAUCUGGGCGAUCUCAUGCUGUCCAAUCACUUUGAGGAGGUGGAAGUGGAGGGAGCCGAUUCCAAGUCACUCAUCGAUCACAUGUCACUGCAGCUGAACUCCAUCGAGUUUUCCAGGGGAUUGGUACAACCUAACCAAGUACUCGGCAUUCAUCGUCUGUUGAUUGAACCUUUGACAUUGCGUGUUCAUCUGAAGUGGGCUGUAUCUCCAGUUCAUGAGUCUAUCACGCCGUUGGACAUCAGUAUUAUCCUGGAUCACAUCGAGGUUAAUAUCGGAGAGCAAGAUCUGAUGAUAAUUCUAGCUGUUAUCAAUGACAACCUACUGUACAGUGAAGAUGCACACAGCCUAGAAGCACCAACCAUCACGGUAGAAGUGCAUUCCCCGGUUCCCCCCGGAGCUGAGACGCUACCUGAUGAGCCUGUCACCCCUACUCCUGGUAAGAGCACCACGGUAGUGGAUGCAGCCAAGAAGAGUGCUGUCCAUGCUGAGUUCGUGCUGCAAGGAGUUCACAUUACGCUCUUCACCAAUGAGCCGAGACUGAGGCCAUCCAGCCAGGCCCACGGGCUCAUUAAGAUUGAUGAGUCAAGUCAGGCAGCUACCCCAGGGGAUUAA